CCCACCGGAGCCCGAUGCGGCUCCGGCCGAGCGGCCACGGGGGCCGGGAGGGGGGAGAAGUGCAGAGCCCCCCCAAACUGCUGCACGACUCCCGCUCCCCUCUGUAUUAUUUUUCUUUACGAGCGGGGCACUCCUUCCUCUUUAACCCGGAGGGGGGGUGGGGGACAGCGGGGACCCCCCCAUCUGCACGCCCAUGGCCGGGUCUCCCCGCUCCCAGCCCCGACCCCCCCGGCUCCGCUCCCCCCAAACUUUGCCUUCGGAUGCGGGGACUCCGCCACCGCUGAUUAAUUGAUUGCAUCUGCCUCGGAUUAAUUAUUCACCCUCUUGUUUUUCAGUAUUUUUCUUCUUCUUCUUUUUUUAAAAUUAUCCUUAUUAUCGUCUUUUUUUUUUUUUUUCUUUUUUUUUUCCCCAUCUUGUUUUACUCGCGGUGGGAACGCUUUAAUUCCGAUUUUCUUUUCGGAAGGCUGAGAUUUGGACAUCUUAUCUAUCUAUAUUAUUUUAUUGUGCACUGGGGGGGCCGGCGGCUCGCGAGCCCUGCAGCAUCAUCCUUCACCGGCACAGCUUUGAUUUGCUUUGAUUUUUUCUCCGGGGGUGGGGGGUCCACGUGCUCUUCUCCCCCCUGGAUCCUGAAGAGGAAGAGGAGGAAGAAGAGGAGGAAGAAGGGGGGGGGACGACCCACCCCCGGCUCGGAGCCCCCCGCAGGCGCUGGGGGGGCUGCGGCAGACAGGGGUGGGGGGGCCGGGGCUGGGGUGCUCCGUGCUCUGAGCUGAGGGGGGGGACGCCGAGUACCCCCCUUUUCCCCCCCCCACCCCCAAUCCCACCCUUGGCUGCUGCCGCCGGUUCGCACGUGGUUGGAUUUAGGGGAUUUCUGCGGGUUUUUUGGUGCUGGCUUUGGAUUUUUUAAUUAUUAUUAUUUUUUAAGCGGGUGGGGGGGGGGUUAGAAGGGGGGUUCAGGGCCUGGCUGCCCCCCGCCCUCCUAUCGCUGUUCCCCCCCCCCCCCGCCCCCACCCCAACACCUCAACAUGGGCUCUCUGGAGAAGAUGCUGUCCGGGCCGGCCGCUCUGCUCUGCUGCCUCUGUUCGCUGCUGCUGCUCGCCCAGGCCAAGGGGCCAGUUCCCAGCCCUGAGCCAUCUGAGCCCCCUGGUGCCACGAUGCUGCCCGUGAGCUACCGCCUAUCCAACACUCGCUUGGCCUUCUUCCUCAAGGAGGUGGGGGCCAGCCCCCCAGCCAACAGCAGCACCCCUCUGCAACGAUCCGAGCCCUUCGUCGUCUUCCAGACCAAGGAGCUGCCCGUGCUCAAUGUCACCCUGGGACCCUUUAGCACAGGGUUGGUGCUGCCCAAGGAGCACCUGCAGCCUUCCAGCACCCUGGAAGUCCCCAACCGCCUCACAGUCAACUGGAAGGUGCGCGCCUUCAUCAUCCAACCCCGGUUGGUGGCCAACCAGCCCGUGGUCCAAGUGCUCUUCUAUGUGGCCGGUCGGGAUUGGGAUGAUUUCGAUGUCACUGAUCGGUUGCCCUGCGUCAGGCUUCACGCCUUCCGCGAUGCCCGCGAGAUCAAGAGUUCGUGCAGGCUGCGGGGCAGCCUGGCCACCUGCCUGGUGCAGGCUGAGCUGCCUCACGCCUGGUUCCGGCCCGCCGCUGUGCCACUGGGCCGCAGGAAGGGCCCUGAUGGCAUGGAGGUGCCAGGUGAGAGCCAACAAGUCGAGCUCUACUACACUCUUCACGCCCCCGAUGGGGCCGGACAGUGCCUUGGGGACACAUCGGCAUCAUCCCCUCGUCGAGGGAGUGGAGGGGCAAGGACUGAGGGUCCCACACAGCACCCGCUGUUGCGCAUCGGUAGUGUCAGCCUUCUGCAGCCUCCCCCUGCACAGCCCAUGCAGGAGCAUCGGUUGGAUGGCAAUGUCUUCAUCCGCCUGCCUGACCGGCCUCUGAAGCCGGGUGAGGUGCUGAGCAUCCUGCUCUACCUGAUGUCCAACUCCACGGUGGAGCACUUCACCCUCAGGGUGAAGGCCAAGAAAGGCGUCAACCUGCUCAGCACCAAGUCGAGGAGUGGGCAGUGGCUGGUGAGCUCAGAGCUGCUGACAGGUGGCAAACACUCCACGGCCACCGUUGACGUGGCCAAGGUGGAGGGCACCGGCCCCAGGGAUGGAGAAUCCUCCUCUGAGAUCAUGCAGCUGGAUUUUGAGAUGGAGAACUUCACCAGCCAGUCGGUGACACGCCGCAUCAUGUGGCACAUCGACUACCGGGGCCGUAACCCCCCUCCUGACCUGGAGAAGGUGGUGACAGAGCUGACGGUCAUCCAGAGGGACAUCCGGGCCAUUGUGCCCCUGGCCAUGGACACAGAAAUCAUCAACACAGCCAUCCUGACGGGCCGAACAGUGGCCAUUCCUGUGAAGGUCAUUGCAAUUGAGUUGAGUGGUGUUAUCGUGGACGUCUCAGCCAUGGUGGAGUGCAAAUCCAACAAUGAAGACAUCAUCAAGGUCUCCAGCAGCUGUGACUACGUCUUUGUCAGCGGGAAGGAAUCGCGGGGCUCCAUGAGUGCCCGGGUCACCUUCACGUACGAGCACCUCUCUGCCCCGCUGGAGAUGACGGUGUGGGUGCCCAAACUGCCGCUGCACAUCGAGCUCUCAGACUCACGGCUGAGCCAAGUGAAGGGCUGGAGGGUGCCCAUCCUGCCGGACAGGAGGUCAGUGCGGGACAGCGAGCACGAGGAGGAUGAAGAGGAGCGGAAGCAGAGCCGGGGCUGUGCCCUGCAGUACCAGCACGCCACACUGCAGGUCUUCACCCAGUUCCACACCACAGCGGCAGAGGGCACGGGGCAGGUGGUCACCAUGCUGGGACCCGACUGGCUGGUGGAGGUUACCGACCUGGUCAGUGACUUCAUGCGCGUGGAUGACCCGCGGGUGGCCCACCUGGUGGACAGCUUCACGCUGGCUGGCAGAGAGCCGGGAACCACGCUCUUUAAGGUCGUGUCCCCGCUCAUGGAGGCGGUGCUGGGUGAGACACUGGUGACGGUGGCGGAGGAGAAGGUCAGCAUCACAGACCUGAAGGCCCAGGUGGUCUCCAGCCUCUCACUGUCCCUCCACCCCAGCCCUGGAAAUAGCCACACCAUCAUUGCUCGCACGGCUGCCCAGCAGACCCUCAGCUUCCUCAAGCAGGAAGCGCUGCUGAGCCUGUGGAUUUCCUACAGCGACGGCACCACAGCCCCUCUUUCCCUCUACGACCCCAAGGACUACAACCUGGUGGUGAGCAGCCUGGAUGAGAAGGUGGUGACGGUGACCCAGGACCGAGCCUUCCCCUUGGUGGUGGCAGAGAGCGAAGGUGUGGGGGAAUUGCUGCGGGCCGAGCUGGUCAUCUGCGAGAGCUGCCAGAAAACCAAGCGUAAGAGCGUGCUCUUCACAGCCCUGGCCAGUGUGCGGGUUCAUUUUGGCUCCGAGGAGGACCCGACCUAUGACUACGACCACGUUCCCAGCAGACCAGGGCUGGAGGCGGGGUCGAGCACCACUCUGCGGGCAGAGGUGGAGAGAAAAGCGGAGCCGAGCGAGGACAGUAGGAUGCCCAGUGCGUCUCACCCCACAGAGGACUUCCCCACCAUCCCCACUGGCUUUGUCCAAGUGACCCGAGGGCUGACGGACCUGGAGAUAGGCAUGUACGCCCUUCUGGGCGUCUUCUGUCUGGCCAUCUUGGUCUUCCUCAUCAACUGCAUUGUCUUUGUGUUGAAAUACCGGCACAAACGCAUCCCACCUGAAGGUCAGACCAACAUGGACCACUCCCACCACUGGGUCUUCCUGGGCAAUGGGCAGCCCUUGCGGGCUCACAAUGACCUCUCCCCACAGCCUGAGAGCCCCGGGAACCCCCUGGAAAAUGUGCAGACCUGCUGCCAUGCGGACCACCACAGCAGUGGGAGCUCACAGACCAGUGUGCAAAGCCAGGUCCAUGGUCGUGGGGAUGGUUCCUCGGGGGGUUCCACACGGGAUCAGAGUGAGGACCCCCUCAACUCGCCCACUUCCAAACGGAAGCGGGUGAAGUUCACCACCUUCGCCACGUUGCCCACUGAUGAGCUGGCUUACAACUCCAUCCCCAUCGCUGAUGAGGAGGACUUGGAGUGGGUCUGCCAGGACAUGGGGCUGCAAGACCCCGAAGAGCUUCACAACUACAUCCGCAGAAUCAAAGAGAUCGCUUAACACAGGGGCAGAGGG
Tympanuchus pallidicinctus (lesser prairie-chicken) is the source of this 4199-nucleotide messenger RNA. RefSeq names its product transmembrane protein 132E (gene TMEM132E). The record is from RefSeq and is a predicted model, not a curated record. The coding region runs from base 1023 to 4184 and encodes 1053 amino acids. Lineage: Eukaryota; Metazoa; Chordata; Aves; Galliformes; Phasianidae. The transcript is spliced from 9 exons.